AUGGAAAUUUUGUUGUCAAUUGAGAAAUAUUAAGAAAUAUUUAUUUUCACUAGAGGCUCAUUAAAAUAAAUAAUUAAUUCAAUCAUUCGAUUCCCUAUACAUUUUAUUCGCUAGUAGCAAAGAUAUAUGGUAAAAUUAUUGCGACAUAAAUGCUUCCCACAUAUCUAUUAGAAUAGAAUUCUUUCACUACAAAAAGAGCCAAUUACAGAACAUAAGUUUAUUAUCAGACAAUAAGGUGCGAACAAAAUAAAUAAUUAAUUUAGUUAUAAUAGAUGAAACCAGAUUUAGAAGAUUUAGACCAUUGAUAAUGAUAAAUAUUUAUUUACAUUCGUUUUUAUAGAGGAGAUGA
Paramecium sonneborni is the source of this 349-nucleotide messenger RNA. Lineage: Eukaryota; Ciliophora; Oligohymenophorea; Peniculida; Parameciidae. The record is from the annotation of a GenBank genome assembly.